Messenger RNA from Peromyscus californicus insignis, 8655 nucleotides. It is a transcript of the gene Clcn5, whose product is annotated as chloride voltage-gated channel 5. Gene Ontology annotation, molecular function: voltage-gated chloride channel activity. The transcript has 14 exons. Gene Ontology annotation, cellular component: early endosome; Golgi apparatus; synaptic vesicle. Gene Ontology annotation, biological process: chloride transport; transmembrane transport. The record is from RefSeq and is a predicted model, not a curated record. Bases 338 to 2788 code for a protein of 816 amino acids. NCBI's taxonomy places the organism in Eukaryota, Metazoa, Chordata, Mammalia, Rodentia, Cricetidae.
AUACUCCGAGGCGCCUGUCACAUGAGCUGCACUCCCGCUCCGCUCCCCCUCCUCCCGGCUGGGCUGUGUGAAUGAAGCUCUGCUGGCUACGUGGGGCGCUAGCUCUACUCGCUGUGUGGAACGCCAGAGCCGACUGAGCGCGCUGCCCACCGCCUGUGGACACGGGCUCCGCCGCGCCGGACCUCGGUGACAGGUUUGGGGCCUUAAGAAUCUUGCAGAACGCAGAAGCACACAGUUGCAUUUCCAUCUACGCCCUCUUCUAAGUCCCCCUUCAAAACUGGGGGCCUCUGGAAAGCUCUGAGCCUGUGACCCCAGCCUGGGAGAAGAUAGGUACAAGAUGGCCAUGUGGCAUGGAGCCAUGGAUAACAGAGGCUUCCAUCAGGGAAGUUUUAGUAGCUUCCAGAGCAGCUCUAGCGAUGAAGACUUGAUGGACAUCCCAGGGACUGCUAUGGAUUUCUCCAUGAGAGAUGAUGUGCCUCCUUUAGAUCGAGAAAUAGAAGGGAACAAGUCAUACAAUGGUGGUGGAAUAAGCUCUUCAAAUAGAAUCAUGGACUUCUUGGAGGAGCCAAUCCCCGGUGUAGGGACCUAUGAUGAUUUCAACACAAUUGAUUGGGUGAGAGAGAAGUCUCGAGACCGAGAUCGGCACCGAGAGAUUACCAAUAAAAGCAAGGAGUCAACAUGGGCCUUGAUUCACAGUGUGAGCGAUGCGUUUUCUGGCUGGUUGUUGAUGCUCCUUAUUGGGCUUUUAUCAGGUUCCCUAGCAGGCCUGAUAGAUAUCUCUGCUCACUGGAUGACAGACUUAAAAGAAGGGAUAUGCACAGGGGGAUUCUGGUUUAACCAUGAGCACUGUUGUUGGAAUUCUGAGCAUGUCACGUUUGAAGACAGAGACAAGUGUCCAGAGUGGAAUAGCUGGUCCCAGCUUAUCAUCAGUACAGAUCAGGGAGCCUUUGCCUACAUAGUCAAUUAUUUCAUGUAUGUCCUCUGGGCUCUCCUGUUUGCUUUCCUUGCCGUGUCUCUUGUCAAAGCGUUUGCACCUUAUGCCUGUGGCUCUGGAAUCCCUGAGAUAAAAACUAUCCUGAGUGGUUUCAUUAUUAGGGGUUAUUUGGGUAAGUGGACCCUGGUCAUCAAAACUAUCACUCUGGUGCUGGCAGUGUCAUCUGGCUUGAGCCUGGGCAAAGAGGGCCCUCUAGUGCACGUGGCCUGCUGCUGUGGGAACAUCCUGUGCCAUUGCUUCAACAAAUACAGGAAGAAUGAAGCCAAACGCAGAGAGGUCUUAUCAGCUGCAGCAGCUGCUGGUGUAUCUGUAGCCUUUGGGGCACCUAUCGGUGGAGUAUUAUUCAGCCUGGAAGAGGUCAGCUACUAUUUUCCCCUGAAAACACUAUGGCGUUCAUUCUUUGCUGCCCUAGUGGCAGCUUUUACACUCCGGUCCAUCAAUCCAUUUGGAAACAGCCGCUUAGUUCUAUUUUAUGUGGAGUUUCACACCCCAUGGCAUCUUUUUGAGCUUGUGCCAUUCAUUGUGCUGGGCAUAUUCGGUGGCCUUUGGGGAGCUCUGUUUAUCCGCACAAACAUUGCCUGGUGUCGGAAGCGUAAAACCACACAAUUGGGCAAGUAUCCUGUCGUCGAGGUACUCAUUGUAACAGCCAUCACUGCCAUCUUGGCUUUCCCUAAUGAAUACACCCGGAUGAGUACAAGUGAGCUCAUUUCUGAGCUAUUCAAUGACUGUGGCCUUCUGGACUCCUCCAAGCUCUGUGAUUAUGAAAACCAUUUCAACACAAGCAAAGGCGGUGAGCUGCCCGACAGACCUGCUGGCCAAGGCGUCUACAGUGCUAUGUGGCAGCUGGCUUUGACCCUCAUACUGAAAAUAGUCAUCACUAUAUUCACCUUUGGCAUGAAGAUCCCUUCUGGUCUCUUUAUCCCCAGCAUGGCUGUCGGCGCUAUAGCAGGCCGUCUUUUAGGAGUAGGAAUGGAGCAGCUGGCUUACUACCACCAUGACUGGGGCAUCUUCAACAGCUGGUGUAGUCAGGGAGCUGAUUGCAUCACACCUGGCCUUUACGCUAUGGUUGGGGCUGCGGCCUGUUUAGGUGGGGUAACUCGGAUGACCGUUUCUCUUGUUGUCAUAAUGUUUGAACUGACUGGUGGCCUGGAAUAUAUUGUGCCUCUGAUGGCUGCAGCUAUGACAAGCAAGUGGGUGGCAGAUGCUCUUGGGCGAGAGGGCAUUUAUGAUGCCCACAUUCGUCUCAAUGGAUACCCCUUUCUUGAAGCCAAAGAAGAAUUCGCUCAUAAGACUCUGGCAAUGGAUGUGAUGAAGCCCCGGAGAAAUGACCCUUUGCUGACUGUCCUUACUCAGGACAGUAUGACUGUGGAAGAUGUAGAGACCAUAAUCAGUGAAACCACUUACAGUGGCUUUCCAGUGGUAGUCUCCCGAGAGUCACAAAGACUCGUGGGCUUUGUUCUUCGAAGAGAUCUCAUUAUUUCAAUUGAAAAUGCUCGGAAGAAGCAGGAUGGGGUUGUGAGCACUUCCAUCAUUUAUUUCACUGAGCACUCACCUCCAAUGCCACCAUACACUCCACCUACCCUGAAGCUUCGGAACAUCCUGGAUCUCAGCCCCUUCACUGUGACAGACCUUACGCCAAUGGAGAUCGUAGUAGAUAUCUUCCGCAAGCUGGGACUGCGCCAGUGCCUGGUUACACACAAUGGGCGCUUACUUGGCAUCAUUACCAAAAAGGAUGUGUUAAAGCACAUAGCACAGAUGGCAAACCAAGAUCCUGAUUCCAUUCUCUUCAACUAGAAUCAUGGGGUUGUUUGGGAUAUGAAACAAGGACAUUGCGGACCAUGGAUAUAUUUUGUUAACUGGGUACCCAAAACACAUUUCCCAUAUUUGGAUGGUGAAGUCAUAUUAGUGUGUUGUCUGUUUCCUACAAGUUAACCAGUUGCACUACGUAAUUUCUGGAAAUGAAUCUCUCUAGGAGAAAGUACAGUUAGGCUUAUGUGAUACUGCAUUAGGAAGGGUUCACGAAAGAGAAACGAGAUUGCUAUGGUUUAAUUAUGUUUCUUCUUUAAAAUUUUUUUUUAAUUUAAAAAUAAUUGUUAGCCAAUAUGCAAUCACUGAAAACUAUGCAAGAAAAAUUCCAACUAUUCUGACAUAUAGCCUGCAGGAAACUCAUGAAUGCGUUAUAUGUGGGGAGGACUCUAACUGUCAUUGGUGGAAGAUGAAGUGUGAACUAAGGGGCUUUGCCUUUCAAGCUACAGAAAGGAAAGCCAGAAGGAAAUAGCAAUGGCAUUUUUCAGACUGUGAAGAUUCAGUUAAAUUCUUAUUCCUGUUACAGUAUUUAGCGUUAUUAGUUUGUUACGUUUACCUUUUCAUUAGAAGACAGUGCUGCUCUGGUUAAUCUCCUCCAAGUGAAGUAGAGGACUUGACCUUUAGAGCCUGCUUGUCCUGGUCUUUUGAAGUGCACAAAAUUAAGUUACAGAGCUUUCUCCUUGGCUGCAGAAAGGCUAAUUCUCCAAUGGCAAUGCUAGCUGGUAGACAAGGACUUUGUUAGCAAUUUGUUACUAGCUAGGAAUUCUUUCUUCUGGUUUUCUUGAAAUGAUAAAGUUCUGAGCAAAGUCGGUGACUAGGAAUUUCACAUUUUUGUGAAGUCCUAACCAAAUGUCUUACCCAGAUGCCACCUCCAUGGAUGAUGGUGCUUUAGGCUUCUGGAAUAAGUGAGAACAGUAUAUGGAACCGAGCCUAGGCUGAAUACUGGUAAAGCAGGGGAGAUCCCUUUAAAAAGACCACCAGUACUAAAAUAACUGGACACCUGUGCUCCUCCCAGUGUGGAGUAUGCAGAACAAGCCGUUGUUCCUGUGAGCAUGAAGGAGGCUUGAGAUACUUCUACAUGUCUUGAAGGAACUGGAACAGGAUAGGCGACUGCAGCUGCCUUGAGGUACCAUCCUUAGAUCCAACUGAAAUGCAGAGCUAUCCUAAAACCUAGGUGUAUGGAUGAGGCCUGAUGACACCAAAGGUGCUUGUACCCAGUUAAAAAGGUGCCUGUCUCAAUUUCCUACCACAGCUGUGGCAGUUUAAACAAAAUCACAUUCUAGAAACACCUGGUGGAAUUCAAGAGCCACCACCAGCAUUCCAGCCACUCUCAUUUUCUAUCAUUUUAUCCAUGUGCAAUUCCUCUCCCUCCAUUCUGUUUGCCUUUCUUCUCAGCACGGACUCCUCUGUAGGAUGGAGCAGUCUGCUUAGUUAAUCAUUCCUAAUGACAAAAGAGCCCUACUAGGGCUAGUUGAAUUGUAAGCCAAGGCUUAGCAGUCUCGCAGCACUCGGACUAGAGGUGACAUUUUUUUGUUUGCCAUGUGGCCCUGUUGCUGCUGCCAUGCCUCCAUUUCAGUGUCAGCUGCCCAUAGCAGUGAGGCCACAUUGUUGGGUAAGAGUUCAGCCUUGUUCAUCUUACACGUCUGUCCCUAAUUCUUCCUACUGUCCUGUCCUUCUAGCUCAGAAUCAGCGGCACUUGGCACAUUCCUGUGUGUAACCCACCCCUCCCAAGCAACUCAGUGUACCUCAUUUUAAACGUUGUUGAUCCCCGAGUCAAGGACUUUUUUUUUAACCCCCUGUUCUUAUCGUUCCAAAAUCAGAAAUUCUUUUAUUAUCCAGGACUGAGUCGCCAAAGCAUAUUUUGAUUUUUAUCUUUACUAUAUAUAUCAAGGUAGUCACCAGAGUUUUCUCCUUUUAAAUAUAUGGCUCUGGCAUUUUAAUGAAAAAAGAAUGCUUUGGGGUACAUGGUAUCAUAAUCAUGGCUCUGUGACUUGGUGUCUUGUUCCUUCUGUGCCACUGCAUUCUUUGUAUCAGAUGAGAUCCUGCCUGGCCACCCAGUGUAUUGUGUGCAGAUCAGAGUUCUUGUCUGUAUACUUCAGGGUCAGUCAGUACCUUUUUGAUUAGUGAUGCUUCCUCACUAAAGUUGGCAGCACAGGCCAGGUCACUGUGCCUGGUAUUUGAUGGCAAGGGAAGGAAGGUUUGGUCAGAUCUCCUAGAGCAGCAGUGGCAUGGAUCUUGUUUGCCUUCCAGUUGUUGUCUUCAUUAUACACAGACGAGCCAGUGUUAAGGUGCUACUUCAGAGACUAAAUCUAAGAAAUCAGAUAACACUGUGCGAAUGGAUGCUGUCCAGAGGCUAAGCACCUAUGGGCCCUCCAGAUAAUUGACAUUGUCCCUUUGAUACCUCACUCCUUAGAAAUAUCAUUCAUUAACCUCAGUUUCUCAGGAAUCCUUGUAGCUGGUAUGCUAGAAAUAGCUGUAGGGUAUGGUGUCCAUUGUAUGUCCAGUCUUAGGGUUUAGCUCAAUGGUUGCCUGGUUCUUACUGGAGUACUCUACAGGAUUGCUAGCCUAGCACCUGGACACACAGUGGUUCUUGUCUUGAGGUAAAGGGAAGUUCUUUCUGUCAUCGCCAUUCCAUUUCAUCACUUAGAUAAUCCUAAAAACAAAACAAAACAAAAAUAAAAAAACAAAUUGAAUAUAGGGCAGUCUGUCAGUAGCCUCAAAUGACUACAUACCUCAAUGGUAAAAAACUGGAUAAUUUAAGAUUUUAAAAUGAAUUGAGACAAGUUUAUUUUGGUACUGGAAAAGAAAAUAGCCUGAUAUAAGGAAAGCGUUUACAGAAGAACACCAAUAAAUGCCUCAAGAGUGUGAAUUUUCCAAGGAAAUAUAUCUGGAGGAAAUCUAGCCAUGAAGGGAGUUCAUGGACCUGUAAAAGUCUAAACUGCUAAAUUUUAUACCUUCACACCUUCAAUGGAAAGAACUUAAUGUAGUUGCGAGAGCGUGCGCAGUGAGCUCAAUUAGAGAUAGCAAAUGGGACUGGCAAUGUGAAAAAAGCUGUUCCGGAGCAUGUGUACUUCUAUUUGCAGCAGCCUCCUCUCUCUGGCCCCAGUGUCCUGGAGCAGCCAAGCUGCAGAGUAGAGUUGAUGGAGUCUACAGAACAGAGCUCCUCUGGUGGAUUAGCUGGAAUUGAUGAGACUUGGAAUUGGCCAGCUGGCAGAGCAAACAAUUAAUUUGCUGGUUUAACUGCAAAGCAGGCCAGUUGUUCUGGCACUAAAGUCUAGCUCUAAACUCAUUACAGGAAGAGCAGGAGCCUUUGUAAAAAGAUCAGUCUCUAAAUGUGUGGGCUCGACUUUACUGUUCUAAAAUGUUAAUCUUUACAACCACCUGUCUGGGUUCCCUUUAGGGGGACGGGGAGGCACUGAAAAUGAUGACAGGCCUGCUUAACAAAAUGUGCAUCAUGCCAGGUAUGAAGAAAGCCAUCCCGAGUCCCAGUCCAUGUAUCUUGGCAUAAGGUGGACAGAAAAAGUUUAAUUAUGUGCCUCAAAGGGAGAAAAAGACAAAUCAUCCUCAAGUCCAGGAUUCCCAAACUAGCACCUCAAAGCACCAUUUGGCUUCAGGACAGUCUAGUUUUGUGGAAAGGGUCAACAUAAGACAUUUACUUAAGGAGGAACAUACUAUCUGAGGGUCUAGAUGAUGAUGUUCUACCGUUUUUGUUUUAAGCCGCCCUACUAUGACCUUAUUCUAUAUUGGAAAUAUAGCUCUUUUCUCAUUGCAGCUCAGAAGCUGUGUAGGUUUGGAGAUAAGUGGGCACAGCAGAGCUGGGCAAUUGCUGAGCUUUGCUUCAGUUUCAGCCAUUUGUUCCAAGGAGAGAGGUUCUUGGAAAAACGUGUGUUAGCAACUUUAAGCAACUCCCUGUACAUAUGCUGGCCACAUUCUCAUUGCUAAGCAUCUGCAUCUGGGCAAAGUUAUGAAGAGAUGAAGGGUACAAAAUGAAUUUUUCCAUGAUGUUAGUAUGAUUUUGCCAAAUCCUCCAAGAAGGAUGUGAUGUGGAGUUUUCCUUCUUUUUCUUUUUUUCUUUUCUUCUUCUUCUUUUUUUUUUUCUUUUUUUUUGCAUGGGGCCUAUCAGGUUGCCCAGCCCAACCUUACGGUCAAAAAUUCCUACCUCUAAGUUGCUACCAAAGGGUCUUUGGCCUGCAUGUGCACACUUGUCAAAUGAAUGCCCUGGCUAAAGUUUGGCCUUUUGAGGAGAAACAGUGAUGGUACAUACAAGGCAAAACCCGCAAUCUUUCUCUGCCUCAUUUCUUUUGCUCCCAAAUUCAAAUCUCUCCCCAUGUUUAUGAGCAUGUUGUCUGAAUAUGGACUUUGGUGGGUAGGGAGAAGUUGACCCUGAGAACGGAGAAGGGCAACUCCUCUGUUGAUGAGGCCAUUGACAGAUUGCUUACUCCACAGUAGGGGCCAAAGCCAGCAAUCCUUACUGGGAGUGUCGAGAGCUUUAGCUGUGUUAGAUAUUAGUCCAAAUGUGCUGGAAUUUGGGGUAGUGUAGGAUUCCAUGAGAAAAAUGUCAUUUAGUGAAAUGGGGAAGAAGGCAGGACCUGUGAUGGUUUUUUUUAAUUAAAGUGGGAGUGUUCACCUUGCUGUCAAGUAGAGGGUACCUCAGAAUAUAUGAUUCUUCUUCCCUCCACUCACUUUCUUGCCUUUCCUUUCUUCUCCAUUGUCCUGCCUUUUUAGUAUUCAGCCUUUUAUAUAAGUAUUUACUUUUUUUUACUAUAUAUUUGGUCCUUUGGGACUGUGUGAUGAUUAAAUUGUACCAUUCAAGAUAAAAUUAUAUGUUUAAUAUUUUAUUCUCUAAAAUUGUCUUUUGAAGCUAUGCUGCUAUCCAGGUACAGGUCAGAAAGGAAAUGGGCCUGAUAGCAUCUUGGUCAUGUCACCAAAGGGUGACUAUAAUGUCAUGAUGAUGACUCUUCUUUAUUUGACCAAGGCCAGCCUCCUGUUUAUACCUCUGCCCAUUCAUUUCUGGCCAUGGGAAAUAUACCAGCUAUUGGGUGAGCCAUUGAAGCCAGGAGGACCAGAAGGGCCAGGAUCCAGCCCAUGAGCACCACGGGAAUUUCUCUGUAGGAAGCUCAUUUGUAGGGCUGGCUUCAGUCGCAGUAGCCAAAGAAAAUCUGUCUGACUGGACAUUUUAAUUGCUAAGAGUUGGUCAAAGUUCAGCUGAAGCUAAUGCAUAGAUAUCUGUAGUAGCUUGGCAUCCAGACAUGAGCUUCAACCAAAGCUAAUAAAGCCCAAGUUUCCACAGGAAGCUUGGUGCUGAGCUGUUCAGAUCAGUCAUUUACCAGAGUGUUGCCAACCCUUCAGCCAUGCUUUUGUAGCUUUAUCCUCACCUGCUUAUAUACCCAGCCGGAUCCAAAGCUGUGGCUUACUGCUCACUUUGUUCUGCUCCCUGGUCAUGUAUAGUGACAUAGUGUAAAAAGGAAAACAUGGAUUGGGGAGUUAGGUGACCUGGUUUGUAUUCCCUAUGCUUCUACUAAUUAGCCUCAAGAUCUUAACCGCUCUGUGCCUCAGUGUUCCCAUCUGCAAAAUGGGGAUAGUGUAAAUUGCCCUACCUACCUCACAGGGUUGUUGUGAGGAUAAACUGAGACAAUGAAUGGAAAGCACUUUGACAAGUAAGUGCUAUGCAAAUUGUAAGAAAAUGGAAACAAUCACGUUCAAGGCAAUGGAACGGACAUUAGCAGAAAGGUUAAUGGGAUUGUCCAGCCCUUUCUCUGUGUGGCUUAUACCUAGGUUGCCAUUGCUUUAUACAUUUUCACUUAGCACAGAUUUGUAAUUAUGCAUGUAAUAAAGCACAGCCUUAUUCAACUUGA